CUCGAAGUGAGGCCGUUUUACCGUAUUGCACAGAGUAAACACGCAAAAUCUGUAACAUUGGGAAGAAUAACAUCAUACAAGUGGAAAGCUGAGAAGGUGUGUGGAAAUUCUGCCCUGAUGUUUCGUGGUAGGAUUCAAUUUUUGGAUGGAAAGGCUGAGAUCAUACACAUUUCAGUUCCACAAUAAACAGUAUUUAUAUCAGACGUAGUGCUAAGAGUCGAUCACAGCAAAGACAGAAGAAGAACAUCGUCAUCAUCUUUUUGCCGACAUCAUCAUGAAGACUCUCUACUUCACUCUGGGGCUGCUGCUGCUCACCGCCUGCUGCUGCAACGCUUUGCCCAAAGGUCUGCAGUUAGCACCCGGAAACUGCUGCUUCAAGUUUUACACUCGGGGGUUACCAUUAAAUCUCGUAUCGGGCAUAACCAAGACCCACAGCUCCUGUCAGCAGAAGGCAUUCAUAGUUCAGACUGUCAAAGGAAGACAGAUCUGCUACACACAAACUUUCCAGUGGGCUCUGGAUACCUACAAUCAGCUCCACAACACUGAAAGAAGCAGUCAGCAGUAAUGAAGAUGUAUUAUUGUACAAUAAUUUAUUAAAUGAA
Molecule: messenger RNA, 602 nt
Organism: Micropterus dolomieu (smallmouth bass)
Lineage: Eukaryota; Metazoa; Chordata; Actinopteri; Centrarchiformes; Centrarchidae
Product: C-C motif chemokine 4-like
Exons: 4
Coding region: 275-565 (96 amino acids)
Biological process (GO): positive regulation of GTPase activity; inflammatory response; cellular response to interleukin-1
Cellular component (GO): extracellular region
Molecular function (GO): CCR chemokine receptor binding; chemokine activity
Source: RefSeq, a predicted model, not a curated record